Messenger RNA from Poecilia latipinna (sailfin molly), 2682 nucleotides. RefSeq lists its product as uncharacterized. The record is from RefSeq and is a predicted model, not a curated record. NCBI's taxonomy places the organism in Eukaryota, Metazoa, Chordata, Actinopteri, Cyprinodontiformes, Poeciliidae. The coding region runs from base 85 to 2358 and encodes 757 amino acids. The transcript is spliced from 5 exons.
UUAGCUGAGACGGACAUUGCAGAGAGUACUGACAACGAUCUGUUUGACAUUUCUGACUGUAACCCAUUGCUUUCAUCUUCUGUGAUGGAAGAGGAAGAGGAAUUUUCUGAGUUUGAAAUGACCGUCGAGGAAGAGGGUUCCCGUUCUCUGGUAAUGUCAGAUGAAAAAGUAGAUGACAACUCACAAUCAAAGGAAGAAGAAACUACAGAACGUGAAGUAAUCCUCAGAAAAACACCUUCUAAAACUCAACAGAAGUCACAUGGCAGUAACUCUCAACAACAUAACGUCACAGUAAAAACAUCUUCAAACACUUCACACCAUCGUGUCUAUGACAAGAAAAAUUAUUGUUUUUACUGUGGAAAGCCUUACGCAAAAAUCACAAGACAUCUGAAGCAGAAGCAUUCAGACCAACCCGAUGUGGCCAGGGCACUUGCAUAUAGGAAAGGAUCAAAAAUGCACUCCUUGCUUUUGACCAAAGUAGCAAACAUGGGAAACUAUCAACACAACUGUUCUGUCCUGUCCUCUGGGGAAGGACAAAUCAUCCCAAAAAGGCAAGCAACAUGUGAGGUAGCUGCAACGAACUACCUACCUUGCAAGUUUUGCUUUGCUAUGUAUGUGAAGACAGAUCUCUGGAGACACCUCAAGCGUUGCAAACUCCGAGGGACAGAAGCUAGCAUCGUGACAAGAAGAGUUCAGACAAGUUCUUCCAUGAUGUUACCCAUGAAUACUGUGAUUUCCACUGGACUUAAAACGGUUCUCCAGGAAAUGACGUAUGACAAUAUCACGCUGUUAGUAAAGGCCGACUCCCUCAUUAUUUCUCUGGGUGAGAGAAUGUUCCUCAAAAAUGGAGAAGUUGGACGCCAUCGAGCAGACAUCAGAAAUAAGAUGAGGGAACUUGCCAGGCUUGUUCUUGUUGCAAGAGACAUUGACAAGGACGUUGUCUUUUUGAAGGACUUGAUCUGCCCAAGAAAAUUCAACACUGUCCUUGAGGCUGUAAAACAGAUGACUGGGUUUAAUGAAUUAUCGAACAGAUUCGCAGUGCCCUCAACAGCACUAAAACUGCGCCAUUCUCUUGUGAAAGUGUCGUACAUUUUGCAAGGAGAGGCGCUGCGUGUACAGGAUGAUGAUUUAAAAUCAAAAGCAGAGCAAUUUGUCAAGUUAAUAGAACUGGAUUGGUCAACACAUGUGUCAUCCAAUGCCCUGAAAACGCUUUACCAGAAGAAAUGGAAUCUGCCGCAAAUACUGCCUUUGUCAGAAGACAUCAAAAAGCUCCAGGACCAUCUGAAAAGCCUUGAGGUAGUCUGCAAAAAAAAUCUCAUUGAUCAACCAACAGCAAAAUCAUGGAGUGAACUCGCUCAAGUCACUCUGACACAGCUAAUACUGUUCAAUCGCCGUCGUGAAGGAGAAGUUUCAAGAAUGGAACUCAACACAUAUUUACAAAGGAACCAACACGACAUGCAUGAUGAAGUUUUGGAGAGCCUUUCAAAGUUUGAAAAAAAACUUUGUGAGAAUCUCGCCAGAGUAGAGGUACGGGGGAAAAGAGGCCGCAAAGUGCCUGUUCUGUUCACAACAAAUAUAAAACAGUCUGUGGAACUUCUGAUUAAAACUAGAGAAGAGGUUGGCAUUUCCCCCACCAAUCCCUACAUUUUUGCUCGUCCAUUUUAUGGCUCCCAAGGGAACUUUCGUGGAUGUGACAGCUUAAAACGGUUUGCUGAAAGCUGCGGAGCUAAACAACCACAGAAUCUCACAUCAACCAAACUACGAAAGCAUAUUGCCACAGUUUCACAGCUCCUAAACCUGCAAACUCACGAACUAGACCAGCUGGCAACUUUCAUGGGACAUGAUAUUGAGGUCCACAGGGAAUUUUACAGACUGCCUGAAGAAACACUCCAAGUGGCAAAAGUCAGUAGACUUCUUUUUGCUCUGCAAGGUGGAAUGAGUAAAUUCAAAGGGAAAUCUCUUGAAGACAUCACACCAAACAUCAACUCUGAGGAGAAGUCUAGUGACUCAGAUUCAGAUGUUCAGUCUGAAGGGACUCCCAUCAAAAAGAGUCAAAAAGAGACUUCAAAGGGUAAAAACCGUGAAGAAAGCACUGCAUCAUGCACGUCAACUGGGGGCAUUAAAAUAUCGCCAAAGUCGCCAAGUAAAAUAGGGAAAUCCAGAAGACCUUGGUCAGACACUGAAAGAAAAGUCAUCCACCAGCAUUUCAAGGACUUCUUGAAGAAACUGAAGAUCCCUGGCAAAGUGGACUGUCAAAAAUGCUUAAAUAAUAAUCAGAUCCUAAAGGAUAAUGAAAGAGACUGGAAAGCAAUAAAAUAUUUUAUGUACAACAAAAUUGCAGCUAUAAAGAAGAGCUAAUAACAGUAAGGUCAGGAAUGAUUGGGAGCUAAAUUCUGGUACUUCACAUGAUGGACUAUCAAUGUGAACCACCUGGAUACUGGGAGCUCACAUUAUGGUAGUCCAUGUAAAUGGAUCAUCAGCAUUUUGAAUUUAAAAUGUGAGUGGUGGAGGCAGAGGACUGAUCAUCAUGAGCCUGGUUCUGAUAGAGGCUUCUUCCUGUUAAAAAUGAGUUUUUCCUUGUUGUGCCCUGAGAGAACAUUUGUUGGGACUUGGCUAAACUGAAUUGAAUUGUUGUAGUUAAGUUAAUUCCUUCUCUGCCAGGUCCUAAUUAUUAUUAUUAUU